AUGUUUGCCACUCCAUCAGACACGUUUGCCGACUUCUACGCCAAACUGACAGAGUUUGGACAGGCGACUGGUUCACGCUUUGUAAAGUGCCGCUCAAAACAGUUUGAUCCCGACGAUCCGCGCAGGGACACCCUCGUCUACAAGAGGGUUACAUUUACGUGCUUCCGAUACGGUGCCUGCCGCUGGCAGUCCAAGUCUAAGACCGUAAAAGUGGGUUGCCCCGUGCGCAUUGAAGUCAAUAGUUCACAGGGCUGCCUGAAAGUCUCCUCCUUCGAGUUGAAUCACAAUCACAUUCAAAUGUUGGAGGCCGGCGGUCUCUCUGCCGAUUGCGCCAGCGUGACUACCGUAAAACCAGAUCCUACCAUCCCACCCCCACUACCUCCACCGGAAAACGGAAGAAAGAGUUUGGAUGAAAAGCCGGGGACGCCAGAUCAAACCACGGAUAACCUCUCCACCAGUCUAAUUAUGACUCCAACGGAGGAAAAGUUACACCGGCUUCUAAAUACAAGCUCUGCGCUGACUAUCAGCUGA
This is a messenger RNA of Dibothriocephalus latus, 531 nucleotides long. The record is from the annotation of a GenBank genome assembly. NCBI's taxonomy places the organism in Eukaryota, Metazoa, Platyhelminthes, Cestoda, Diphyllobothriidea, Diphyllobothriidae.